GCAUCCUUGAGGAGAUGGAUUCCUUCUGCUUUUCCUGUUUCCAAAAGGAGGAGCUGCAGCCUUUGCAACUGAACAGUGUGACAAUGAGUGCAGGCUCCAUUGAUCAGGAGCCUUCACGCAAGCUGGCUUGCUGCGGAGUACCGGUCAUCACUGAAGACAUGCAGUCGCUGGCCAUCCGCACGCUCUCCGGCACGGACAUCAACAAGCAUUAUGACCUCAUCCGUGAGUUGGGAAAGGGAACAUACGGCAAGGUGGACCUCGUCUCCCACAAGAGCACAGGCACCAAGAUGGCAUUGAAAUUUGUCAACAAGAAUAAGACCAAACUGAAAAACUUCCUGAGAGAGUUCAGCAUCACCAAUACACUGUCCUCAAGCCCCUUCAUCAUCAAGGUCUUCGAUGUGGUCUUUGAGACUGAAGACUGCUAUGUCUUUGCCCAGGAAUAUGCUCCUGGUGGGGAUCUCUUUGACAUCAUUCCUCCCCAGGUGGGGCUUCCUGAGGACAUGGUGAAGCGUUGUGUACAACAGCUGGGUCUGGCGCUAGAUUAUAUGCACAGCAAAAACCUAGUGCACCGGGACAUCAAGCCGGAAAACGUGCUCCUCUUUGACCGUGACUGUCGGCGGGUCAAGCUGGCUGAUUUUGGCAUGACGCGCAAGGUGGGCUGCCGAGUGAAGCGCAUCAGUGGGACCAUCCCUUACACGGCGCCCGAGGUGUGCCAGGCUGGACGGGCAGAGGGUUUUACUGUGGACACGAGCAUUGACGUGUGGGCCUUCGGGGUGCUCAUUUUCUGCGUCCUGACCGGCAACUUCCCUUGGGAGGCUGCCUCAGCAUCAGACACAUUCUUUGAGGAGUUUGUCAGGUGGCAGAAGGGGCGCCUGGCAGGCUUGCCCUCCCAGUGGCGCCGUUUCACGGACAACGCGCUGCGCAUGUUUCAGCGCUUACUGGCCCUUGACCCAGAGAAGCGCUGUCCUGUGAAGGAGGUCUUCUUCUUCAUCAAGUAUGACCUGAUGUCGGAGGUCCGCCGCCGGCCGUCCUAUCGUUCCCGCAAGCACACUGGAGACAAGCUCUCUGCCGGCCCUCACCGCCACGAGACGCCCAGCACCUGCACCCCGACCCCACUCAAGAGGACCAUCCUAACAGAAGGCAGUGUCUCCCGGUUGUCCGGCUCAGAGUCCGGCCUGCCUUCCCCAGGGGGAGGGAGCAGAACUGACGGACGUCAGGACAAAGGGAAAGGCCAAAUGGUGCUGGCCACAGCCAUUGAAAUCUGUGUCUGAUGAGGAUGCAGUAGGCUCCUCAGUGCCUCACAGCCUGCAGUCAAGAUGUCAGCGACACUGCGGCGUCCUCUUCUGCUCCGGUAUGGACUGCGUGCAGAAGAAUUCUCUCUUUUUAAAAAUUAUAUCCUCAAAGGGACCGGAAUCUGUAUCUUUUGAAGCAAAAAAAGGAAAAAAAAGAAAAAAGAAAAACAGUGAAAAAAUAAUAGGAACAGCAAAAAGAGAGGAAAAGAUGAAUCUCAGUGAACUCAGUAAUCCUAAGGAUGCAAAAGGUUAUCUGUUGGCGUAGCUAUUUCCUCACACAAAGACUGAGAGCCAAGAGUUGAAGGAAGGGACCAGUGGGGGCCAGUGGCUGGAAAGGAACGAGAGAGAGAGAAAGAAUGAGAGAGCGGGCAUAGCGUAGUGGUGUGAUACCAACGAUGAACACUUGGCGAACUUGCACUGCCAUUUCAUUCUGAAAAAUAGCGAGGCUCCUCCAACAGGCAGGACAGACAGGGCUAGUUUUCAGAUGGUUUCUAUGUAGAGCAGGGACCCUAGCUAAGAAAUGAGAAUUGAUAUUGUGGGGGCGGGUGGUGGGUGGUGGGCAGGUCUGAAGGGAUGGAAGUGGGACAGUUGAUCUGGCAGGCAGCUUCUUCACAGCAUUGAUGCUGCCUGCCGGGAUAGACAAUAAGUAGGUGCUGAGUGAAAAGAUGUUCUUUCGACCAUCUGGACAGGACGGACAGGUCACAACUCUCCGUCACCCCAGAAGGGCAAUAAGCAGGGUCUGAUAGAGCCUUGUGGUUGGCUUUCAUCCCAGUCCAUCUUGUGUGGGGUCCAGGUAGAGGUGCGCUAGUACCCUGUAGACCAUGGAUGUGGGGGGAAAAACCCUCCCCAGAUCCGAGGCUCAUGACUUCAGCACACCGAGGGAGGCCUCGGCAGAGUUGAGGAGACUGCCUGGCACUUGUCUCCUUUAUGCACUCCGUGUCCUGAUUUCAAAGGGAGCCCUGGAGUACCUAGAAAGUAAAAGAUGGCCCAAGCCAUGGGAUUUGGCUCCAAAGAACACGUGGUUUUAUCUCUUCCUUAGAAGAGUGGUAAAGGAGCAUCAGUUGUUUUCUCCUCACUUCUGAGUGGCACAUGCCCCCUUUGCCCAGUAAGAACAAAAGGCAGAAUCAGGAUGACUGGGGGACUUAUCGCAGAAUUAUCACAGGGCUGCCAGGGAAGCAGUUGGUGCCACUGAUGUAGCAAAUGUUUCCUGUGUUGUGUGUGUUUGUGUGUGUGUGUGUGAGAGAGAGAGUGCAUAUAUGUGUGUGUUUGUGUGUGUGUAUUUGUGUCUACAUGGUUGUCAAGUCAACUGUCAAGUAAACCACUCUUUACUAUGCGGCCAUCACCCCUCAGGAAAAGAGACACUUUCUUUUCUCUUAAGGCCUAACAAUAAGGCUGGGCACUCAGACCUAACCGUGGCGAAGGCAAAAGGGAAGCCAUUUUGUGUAGAACCAGAUACCCAACUUUGGUCAGCAUUAUGUGACGAUGUGUCUUGGGGGAACAGCUCUGUGUUGGAGAGCAAGCUUCCUCCCAUUUCCCGCUAUGAGUUCAACCACUGAUACUGAAUUGUCCUGUUGAACAGUUCAGGACUUGGUAGACAUUUCGGUGAGUUAGAAUGUAGGAUGGUCCUUCGGAGAACUCAAAAGGGAUGCAGAGAAAUGGGUUGUCUAAACCAACCAAGAGCAUGGUUGUGUUACGACAACUUUAAUAUCAAACUAAGUAGGGGCCUGACAGAAUCUUUUAUGGCUGCCUAGCCAAGAUUUAGCUGAGGUGAGGGAAGUCUGUCUCAAACUGCUCCAGAUGAUAGUAUGCUAGAUCUGCUGGAGUAAAAAAGUGGAUGAGAUUUACAGCAACCACAUCUAGAGCCUUCAGAAAGAGUCAUGGAGCAAUAGCCUCUACCUAAUGGAGACCCUCAAACAAACCAAGGGCUCAUUUCAUACAACUGUUUGACUUUCUAAAUCAGUUUGGUAUACCUAUGGCAAAAUGGCUCUAAGUUUCUUUGGAAUACAGAAAGGGUGGUUCCUGUUCAUUGUGUUUUCAGCCUUCACAGUGUUGUUAGGCUCCCUAGGCCACCAAAGAAAAUAUUUUGGAGAUAGUGCCAAUGGUAGAAUGUUCCAUCAAAUCAUAGGUGAUAUGGAUGGCACCAUCCCAGCUGAUGGAUGGAUGGAUGGAUGGAUGGAAGGAAACACCAGGCCAUACAGAAAAUAAACCUAUAGUUGUGUGUCCAAAGAUCCCGUACAUCAUCUCCGAGGUGAAUUAGAGGCAGGUGGCUCCAUUUUGAAGGUUAGUUUGGAAUUAACCCAAGGAUGGGGCUAUGGAAAGCUCCUACCAACACAACACCCUCCUUUCACCAAGGGCUUAGACCAAUACUAACCUCCCAGUGCUGUUGACCUGCGAGGAGGACCUUCUUCUGAGAGUCACUGGCAAUUGCCCCAUUCAGUGCUGUCGCUUUGGGGAGGGUAAAACUCUGGAGGAAGCAUCUUUUCUUGUGCAACCUUUCUCCUUGUGAAGCCAAGUUGGUUAAUGUCUUUCCCCUGUUCCGAUCCAUGCCAAACUACUACCCUGCAAAUAUAGAUGGUAGUGGUAGUGGGCAGAGAAACUCGGCCCAGUCCUUCAUUCCCUUACCCCUUCUCCAAACCAGACGGUGGGCAUGCCUUGUGUGUGCCAGCCUCCCCAAGGCUCCAUUCUUUCUGCACAAAGGGCUAAAAUGCUAUUUCUGAAGCAACAGCAGUUUACAAAACAAAACAACACAAAAGUGGCUGCCCACCAUCCAUUCCCCUUCCGCCCUUCCCGACUUGAGGGGAACACCACCCGGCAACUGGCUUGUGUGUGUGUAUGUGUGUGUAUAUGUGUGUAAGUGUAAAAAGGUAAGGGUAUGUUUUCUAUGGAAUCAGUGCCAACUAUGGCACCCAAAUAUUAGGAGCGCCCUUGCCAAAUAUAGACCCGAUUAUCCAUUAAACCUGGAUAUGUGGCAGUCUGACCCAACCAUGGCCAUCACCUUCUCAUCGUCUCAACUAGACUAUGACAAGGUUAGGAAGACAGCGGGAAGGACGCCGCCUAACCUCCCUUUUCUACUGCCCUCCAAGUGAGCUUUCAGUGCUGGAGACACCAAGGAUCACCUUCUUUGCUGUGACCCGGUAGCGUUACCCUUCAUUUCUCCACUAAACCUGUUAAUCUGUACGUCUUGACACUACCGUCUCGGAGUCUUCUGGGGAGAAUGCAGCUGCUUCAUUCCCCUCUCUCUUGGCUUUGCCCCAUUGCCUCCUAUGUAUGUCUGGAGGUCGAGGUGGCAGCCGACGCUAGGAUUUUUUUAGGAAUAGGCAAUGCACAGAUUUUAGAUAUUAGCCGCUACUUCUCCUUUUUGCCUUAGGUCCCAACUGUCCUUGAUCUUUUGUGCAAUAAUGUAGAUAAGGAUUAAGAACACCACAUAGACCUUGUUUUUUUGGUUUUGUUUUGUUUGAUUUUUGAUUUUUUGGGGGUGGGAGGAGGGAAUUGAAGGGAAACGUUGGGGAAGUUGGGAGCAGGGCCUAUUGGGUUGCGCGCAAGUGUGAGAUGUUUUCCAUUACCUUUGUCCCUUUGUUCAUGGUUGUUCCCCCCCUUUUGUUGACUGUCCAAACUUGGACCUUUCUCCCCUCCGCCGCGUAGGAGACUUUUCUCGUGUUAAACGUGUGUUACCUCAAUUUCUGUCACCGUUGAGAAAGAAGAAAAGCUUUUUUUAAAAAAAAUGAAAGAAAAAAAUCAUAAUAAAAAUGGAAACAGAUAAGUUGGGAAAAAAGCAAAAAAAAAUUGUAUGGAAGGUGGAUAUCUUAUGGAAGAUAAGUCUUUUUUUAAAUGGUAAUUUCUUGUUGUAGCUACUGAGACAGUGAAGCUUUCCCAAAGUCGUAACUGUGACAAGCGUCCUUCAGUUCUGGGGCAAAGUGGGACUUUCCAAAAGCCAAGACCUUUGGCAGAUGUAGCAGUGGAUUGUGGCUUUCCAUCAAACCUAUCCCAUGUCAGCUGGGGGAUACUGGGAAUGGUAAGUCCUCCAAAACAUGUGAAGUCGAAGGCCUUCACGGCUGGCAUCCAUAGUUUUCUGUGGGUUUUCCGGCCUGUGCGGCCACAUUCUGGGAGAAUAAUUUCCAAGUAAUUUUAACAAGCCCUUGUUGUUAACUGUCCUCAAGUCAACUUCAGCAUCUGAGGAAGUAGCCCAAAUCUACCAAAGCUUGUGCUACAAUAUAGGUAUUGUUGGUUGCAUGUUAUUGGAUUUGCUGUAUGGCCAACACGGCUACCCCUAGAUCAGUGAUAGCGAACCUCUGGCACGC
This is a messenger RNA of Sceloporus undulatus (fence lizard), 5590 nucleotides long. It is a transcript of the gene SBK1, whose product is annotated as SH3 domain binding kinase 1. The record is from RefSeq and is a predicted model, not a curated record. NCBI's taxonomy places the organism in Eukaryota, Metazoa, Chordata, Lepidosauria, Squamata, Phrynosomatidae. Bases 15 to 1271 code for a protein of 418 amino acids. The transcript is spliced from 4 exons. Gene Ontology annotation, molecular function: ATP binding; protein serine/threonine kinase activity. Gene Ontology annotation, biological process: peptidyl-serine phosphorylation; peptidyl-threonine phosphorylation.